AUGGUCGGUUCAUACGAGGAGUCUAUACUUCGUGGGCGUAUGUCUACUACACCUUCGCGGCCUCUUGAUUUCGUCGCCAAGAUUGGCGUACUUGGCAAAGGACAAUGCAAGUCAAGCCUCAAGUGCCCACCGCACGUCACGGUCCCCUUUCCAGCCGUAUUUUACAGCUACAACACCGGUAACGGUAGGAUCUCAGAUAAUGAGCCGAGCCCUUAUGUUGGGCACAUUGACUUGGAAAAUACUUUGCCACCGCCAGAUGAAAGCAGCGAAGCUAGUAAACGCAAGCGACGACAUGUGGUGCCAGCCCCCGAACAAGACGAUCUUGACUUCAAGCUGAAUCUUGGUGAAGAGGAGAGUGGACAGAGCGUGAAAGGAGACCUUCGUCGUAAAGAAAAGAAAAAGCGACGAUCUACGUCUCCCAAGGCACCUCCAGGGGGAUGUUACCGUAUACCGCCGCAGGGGCAGCUACAGAUUGUGCUGAAGAACCCAAACAAAACCGCAGUGAAGCUCUUCCUCGUGCCAUAUGACAUAUCGGAUAUGGAGCCAGGUCAGAAAACCUUCAUCAGACAGCGCAGCUACUCUGCUGGACCCAUUAUCGAUAUGCCCGCAUCUUCACGGAAGAACCUAGGAACUGACCGUCCAGAGGCUGCCCUCAGCAACUCAGAUGAUCCGAACGACCGACCUAUCUUGCGUUACCUCAUACAUUUGCACAUAUGCUGUCCUUCAAAGGGUCGUCAUUACUUGUACAAAAGCAUACGGGUCGUUUUUGCGAAUCGUGUACCAGACGGUAAAGAAAAGCUGAGGAAUGAAAUCCAGCAACCUGAGCCUAGAUACAGCACGUACAAGCCGACGCGAGAUGCAUCAUCGCUGCAAAAGACACAUCUACCGGGAGCUCAACCCGCUACGGACAAGGCUUUCCGUCGACGCAGCGCUGGAUGGCCACUAUCUCAAUCUCAGCAGGCGUAUGAUCAGCUCGAUGGAUUGAGGCAGCACACUCCAUUACCUCCUCCAGCCGUCAAGUUCACUGGUGGUACCACCAACUCUUCAGCAUCAAGCGGCUUCAACUCGCCUAUGCCGGAAUUACAACCCAUACCUUUCACCAUCGGCAGGCUCGCUGCAAUUGAGUCACGGCCUAUGUCUCGCGAUCGCAUGGAUAUUGAUCCGAAGAGCCCCUUCAGAACACCCAUUACCUCGCCGCGAGCUGGCGUGAGUAGUCCGAAAAGUCAAAGCGAUGGUACCUUUGAGAAGCUCAGUAAAGGUGACAUUGGCUACGGCGGAAAUGCAUUCUCGCCGCUCGGCAGCCCGUCUGCUCCGCCCAAUGCUGGUCUACUAUCACAGCGAUUGCGCGGUUUGGAUGUUCAGCGCGACGAGGAGGAGUAA
Messenger RNA from Alternaria ethzedia, 1380 nucleotides. RefSeq lists its product as uncharacterized. NCBI's taxonomy places the organism in Eukaryota, Fungi, Ascomycota, Dothideomycetes, Pleosporales, Pleosporaceae. The record is from RefSeq and is a predicted model, not a curated record. The transcript has a single exon. The coding region runs from base 1 to 1380 and encodes 459 amino acids.